Cavia porcellus (domestic guinea pig) is the source of this 4355-nucleotide messenger RNA. It is a transcript of the gene Tex22, whose product is annotated as testis expressed 22. The transcript has 4 exons. Bases 366 to 854 code for a protein of 162 amino acids. The record is from RefSeq and is a predicted model, not a curated record. NCBI's taxonomy places the organism in Eukaryota, Metazoa, Chordata, Mammalia, Rodentia, Caviidae.
CGAGGGGGCUCCGCCCCCCGGGCCGCCGAGGACUCUGCGCCGCCUGCACUUUCUGUUUUAAGUAGCCUGCAUGCUCCCGUCGCGGAUCCCAUAGGCUUCGCGCUUCGCCUUGUCGCGUCCCACAGACCCCGCUCUGUACCACACCCCCACGAACUCCGCCCCUCUAUCGCCGACCCUUCUCCAUUCCGGGGGCCCCCUCCCCGCCUCCGACUGGGGCAGAGAAAGGCAGCUUCAGCUUCCACCUGGAGUGCAAGAGCCGUGGGAGCAGAUCACUCGGAGACCCCCCGUGGGGCAAGGAUCUGGUCGGGCUGGAAGGUGACCUCAGCAGAGAGCUUUACCUUGCUGCCCCCGUGCUAUCCUGCUCCAUGGCAUCCCCCACCAAGGUGCAGAUCCACCCGCAGAGAGCAGAAAUGGACAGCAGGCAGCUGUGUCCCCCGGGGAGGACCUGGCAGUCGCAGCACCCCGAGGAGUGCAGGCGGGCUCCUCACCCACAUAGCCCAGUAGCGGCCUGGGGCCAGCCUAGCACCCAGAGCAGCGCUCAGCAAGGACUUCAGACACAAGACUGGGUGUACGAGCCCCGGGUGCGCCAACGCGCUGGCCACCGCUGGAGUCUCAGCAUCGAGGAGCGCAGGCAGCUGGCGAUGCGGCGCAUAGAGCUGCAGGACAAGCACUGCGAGGACAUCACACAGGUAGUGGCCAAACUGGUGUCUGAGGAUGUGGACAAGGACGUGCUCCUCCCCCAACCACCGAAUUCUUCUGCUUCCAACAACGCCUUCUGUGACUUCCUGGCCCGGAGCGCACCCUUCUGGCAGAACACAGCUUUUCAGGCCCGAUCUAGGUUGCCCCGUUCUUAAGAGCCUGUUCAGCCCAGAGUGUCCUGUAGCAUCUUUCUUUGACCUUCUGCACUCGAUGUCCCACAAGGGAGUGUGGCCCACCCAUGGAGGGCAAACAGACCCCCUGGGACCUCGUCGAGGGGUGUUGGGAGAAGAGGAAAGGAAAGCCAGGUUGGGCAGCUCUGUACUGGCUGAAGAAUCACCUAAGCUAACUAGACCAUGGCUGUUCAUCCAUCCGUGGGAGUGUACUGGUGACAAGCGCUAAUGGACACCUGGUGUUGGUCCAUGCCGUCAACUGCCCUGCCCAUCAGGCACUGCUCUGGAGGCCCGGGAAUGUGGUGUAGUAGGUGGAGGGUCCAGAGAGGAGAGAGGCCCUCCAAAGGAGGCUUCCUGGAGUAGGAGGGGCUGAGCACCUCUGGGGCUAGAGGAGGACAAGGGCUGAGAAGGCCUUGGAUACAAAGGGUCUGAAGCAGCCAAGAGAUGCUGGCUGUAGAAGUGCUCUAGUGGCCUGGUCUUAGGCUCCCACUGAUUUUGUCCCCUGAUUGUGGAGCCUGCAGAGGGUUCGGAGCUGGAUGAAUGCAGGCUGCAUUUUGGGAGAUCAUGGUGGGGGGCACUGGGAGGAAGGGAAGGAGAGAGGUGACCCCAUCCCUUGGCAUGGGGAAAAGUACCCUGGCCACAGGGACUGAGUAGGUGGUCCCAUUUGGUUCUCUGUGUGGUGGUAGAGACUGGCAAGCUUUGGGCUGAGAGGAGGUGAUUGAUCAUAGCCCCCAGUAGGAGUCCAGCCUUUCAGCUACCUUGACCUUGCAUAUCCAGCAAGCUGGCAGUACUGUUCCUGAGCUGCUGCUGAGAUACAGACCUGACCAUGCUGGUACUUGCUGCUCCUGGACUCUGGGUCCCUAGGCCAACUCAAAUCCUCGGCUCUUGCCUCUUUCCCCUUUGUACUGUGGGACUGAAAUUCUCUCCUCCAGGAGAUCUGCCUGGAUUAUCUAGGUGGGCAUCCUUCCCUGGUUCAGUCUGGAGUUUCUGAGUGCAAUUUUGUCUACCACACAUUUGUCUACCACAAAUGCAGGGGUCCUCUGCAUUUGUAAGACCUCCACAGUUGGGGAGGACAGGCCAUGGAGCCACAGGGUCCUGGGAAACAUCCUGACUCCUCCUCCUCCCAAGUUCUCUGACAGGAUGGGGGCAUGCUGUGCUUGAGUUCAGGCAGGCCCUCGAUAGGCAGGAAGGUGCACGUAGUCCUGUCUCAGUGCAGGGUAAGUGCUACUGUCAGGGGUCACAUUGUAAUAGUGCAUGCUGUGCAGUUUUUGUUCUGAGUGACUUAGAAGGAGUCGUACCCCUUUUUUGUUUGUUUAUUUUUGUUUUUGUUGUUCUGUUUUUGUGUUUUGCUUUUUUGCAACAGGGUCUCACUAUGUAGUUCAGGUUGGCUUUGAACUCACUAAGUGGCCCAGGCUAACUGUGAAUUUAAUAUGAUCCUCUUGCUUGGCCUCCCAAGUGCUGGGAUUAUAGGAGUAUGCUGAUAUAUCCAGGUCCACUGUUAUUUUUGCUCCUGACGAGGGACUGAUUGGCCUCUUCUAUAGUUCUGGCCUGGCCAGAGUCUGCUUAGGCUGCAACCAGAAGGUAGGAUACUGGGACCACUAGCCCUGUCCUUUCCAGAGGGUUCCCUGUAUACAGUUACCUUCAUAGCCACACUGGGGUCUUAAGGCUGAGGCCCAGAGCCAGCCAUGUCUAUGUGCUUCUUCCUGGUUGUUAGUGUGGCUACAGGAAUUGUGGUUCAGCAUGGAGUGAGAGGGUACAAAUGCCUUUCAGUGGGGACCAACACAGAACACAUGACCCUCUCCAGUAGCACAUGGUGCUGGGACAGGUGACAGUGCCUGGAGACAGUUUGGUUGCCACAAUCCAGUUGCUUCUGUAACAAACUGCAAUGUUUGUUUGUUUUGGUACCAGGGAUCGAACUCAUGACCUUACGCUUGCCAGGCAGGUGCUUACACCGCUGAGCUAAAUCCACAGCCCAAUGUUUAGUAUUUUAAACCAACAGAGAUUCAUUACCUAGGUUCAGUAGAAUUCCCUGACUGGUCUGGCAUGAAGACGUGGGCAGGGCUCUAGGGAGGAACGGCCCUUGCUUUCUCCAUCUUACCUGCUUGGUACCUGUACUUCCUGCCCUGAUUCUCUCCUGCCUUCUUCUCCCAUGGUUAAGGAUCCUAUGACAACACUGUUCACCCAGAUAGCCUGGAUAAACUGCUUUAAGAUCAAGUAGUUACUGAAUGUAAGUCCCCUCUGUACUGUCACUUAGUGUGUCACAGGCUCUUUAGGGUGAGAGCAGUGGGGAAAGUACUCCCACAGGAAGCUGUUAGCAUCUAGUAGGUAGAAACUGGAGAUGCUGCCCAUACCACUAUGCAUGGGAUGGCUCCCUACAACCACAAGUGGUCAGCUCUCCUGUCCAUGGCCCAGCGUAAAAACCUUGCAGUAGAGGAAGCUUUUGGAAGGCCAGUAGCCCAUGUAGGGGGACCUGUUUGGGGUAGCUAGAGGUCCACAGCAUAGUCUUGGGAGGGUUGUGCCAAGGUCUUGGAGUACUGGAGUCAGAGGGAGGCUGGAAGGGCUGUCUUGUGUGAGGGAAGGAACCUGGGGAUUGGUCUGGGUCCUGCCAAAGUUCCCAGCAUAAAUGUGACUAGGACAAACCCUCAGCCACUACAAGUAGACCCUUCCCCAAGACCUUGAUUCUAGGCUCCCUUCAUUUCUGCUUGGCCACCAGGUCAGUCCUGGCCCCUUCUCAGGAUCACAGGGCCCUGUCGCCAGGAAGGUGCCCCCUCUGUGGAAGCACCAGCCACUCCCUGCUCCUGGUCCAGGCUAAGCAGAGCUCAGGACCUGACAGUGCACUGACACAGCCCAUCCCUACCCCCCUACCUCCUGCCCAAGCCUGGUGAGGGAAACUUUAUUUAAGCCCCAAGGCCACAGUACUUGGGCAGGUGGUGCCCUUCCUGAGGAGAGCUUUACUUGACCUUGGUGCAGGUGGUUGGUGUGGCCAUACUGCAAUUGACAGCAUGGGGAUGUGGGCAAGCAUAGCACUUGCGGCAGAUCAUCUUGUCACAGUUGUUCUUCUGGGUGAACUACUUUUGGGACAGCUUAAUAAUCCCUCCUCAUAAGGCUGGGGAUUUAGCUCAGCAGCAUAAGCAUCUGCCUUGCAAGUAGGCGGUUGUGAGUUCGAUCCCCGGUACCGAUUAAAAAAAAAAAAAAUCCCACCUCACAGGUGAAGCCCUAACUGCAUGGUGGACUCUUUUUGGGUGCUGUAGACAGAGUCUGGCUGUCCUCUGUCUCUUUGCUAGCAAAAUCAGAUGCUGCCAGUCAGGUGGAUGCUCUCCUUGUCUUGGAUAUUGGCUUUGACUUUCUUGAUGGUGUCACUGAGCUCAACUUUGAGGGCGAUGGUCUUCCCUAUUAGGGUCUUCAUGAAGAUCUGCAUCUCUGCGUCUGCCACUCGACUACCUCAAUAAAGAGAAAGAGCUGGCCACAAGGCUCUGUGAGGCCCAA